Molecule: messenger RNA, 2137 nt
Organism: Darwinula stevensoni
Lineage: Eukaryota; Metazoa; Arthropoda; Ostracoda; Podocopida; Darwinulidae
Source: the annotation of a GenBank genome assembly
CGACGUCACUUCCUCUCUCCUUUCCAGUCUUGACUCCAAGCUGAGAUAUGUCAUUUCCUGAUGAGCGUCGUGAGAGAGGUCCAGAAAGGAAUGGACCCGACUAUGAUGGACCAGCGGGUAUGGAUCCCGAGGGUGUCAUCGAGUCGAAUUGGGACGAGGUGGUGGAGAAGUUUGAUGACAUGAACCUAAAGGAGGAUCUCCUGCGAGGAAUAUAUGCAUAUGGUUUUGAAAAGCCGUCUGCUAUCCAGCAGCGAGCCAUCAUUCCAUGCAUACGUGGCCAUGAUGUCAUUGCCCAGGCUCAGUCUGGCACAGGAAAGACGGCCACUUUUUCUAUAGCCAUCCUUCAACAGAUUGACACUAGCCUGAGAGAAUGUCAAGCCCUCAUCCUAGCCCCAACUCGGGAGUUGGCUCAGCAGAUACAAAAGGUGGUGAUAGCACUGGGUGAUUACAUGAAUGCCCAGUGCCAUGCAUGCAUUGGUGGGACAGACGUACGGGAGAAUGUGCGAAAGCUGGAGCUCGGAAUGCAUGUCAUUGUUGGCACCCCUGGCCGAGUUUAUGACAUGAUCAGUCGACGUGCCCUGCGCACAAACCACAUCAAGAUCUUUGUUCUGGAUGAAGCUGAUGAGAUGUUGUCUCGUGGGUUCAAGGACCAGAUCUACGAUGUCUUCAAAAUGUUGAACUCGAACAUACAGGUGAUCCUGUUGUCUGCUACAAUGCCAUCUGAUGUGCUGGAGGUGACCAAGCGCUUCAUGAGGGAGCCUGUGCGCAUCCUGGUCAAGAAGGAGGAACUUACCCUUGAAGGUAUCAAGCAGUUCUAUGUGUAUGUGGAGCGUGAAGAAUGGAAGCUGGAUACUCUGUGUGAUUUGUAUGAGACAUUGACCAUCACACAGGCAGUGAUCUUUUGCAACACCAGGCGCAAGGUGGACUGGCUGACAGAGAAGAUGCAUCAGCGGGACUUCACUGUCUCUGCUAUGCAUGGAGACAUGGAUCAGAAGGAGCGUGAUGUGAUCAUGCGAGAAUUCCGAUCAGGCUCAAGUAGAGUCUUGAUCACAACAGACCUCCUGGCACGUGGCAUUGACGUCCAGCAGGUCUCCCUUGUUAUUAACUAUGACCUUCCCUCAAACAGGGAAAACUACAUCCACCGAAUUGGUCGAGGUGGGCGAUUUGGCCGCAAAGGUGUGGCCAUCAACUUUGUGACAGAGGACGACAAGAGGACUCUGAAGGACAUUGAACAGUUCUACAAUACGCAAAUUGAUGAAAUGCCCAUGAAUGUGGCAGACCUCAUCUAGGGUUUCCCAUUGCACAUCGGUAUCGGUUCGGAGGUUGUCUCGGGUCUCCAAUCAUCGCUGCUUUUGUCUUGGAAAAAGUCUCAUUGCUCCCCUGCGAAGUUCAUAACCCAAUGCGCAUGUGACGACGCUGUUCAAGGAAGUGAAGUUUUUCUCUCUACCCCAAGUGUGAAGAAGAGAAAGCGACGCUGCUGCUGCUGUUGCUGCUGCUGCUCUGUCUCUUGUGGAAACUGUUGAGAGGAGGCAGGUGUUUAUUUAUUGUGCGAAUUGAGAGAAGUAUUUUCGUCUGUCUUGCUUCUGCAUAUAGUUAGGUAGUCCAUAAAAAAAGCACGAAAAAAAGAAAGCAAAGAAAACUUAUCUUUUCUAAGCUUAUUAAAAACCAUUGUGGUUACUUGUGUAGGAGCAAAUUCUGAUGUAAAAAUCUGCUGAUUUUCCUCUUUGGAGAAGCUUGGGGAGAUACUGUCUCCUUGUCUUCCUCUCCUGUUCCCUCACUUCUCUUCUUCCUCUUUUUCUUUAUCCAUAUCAUUGUGUUGGAAGUCCAGGAGAAGCGCGGUCGGUAUCCGGAGGAGCACCCGCAGCCGCAGGGGUGCGGGUGCACUGCGGCCGCAGCCAUGCUGCUGCAUCGGCGUCGGGGCCGCUUGGCUGUGGGACUCGGGCUUGGCCAUGGGUUCUACAAUCGCAAGCGCCGACGACGACGACCUAUGUACAUAGCUUAGGCACCAUGUUGCAAUUGUUAUUUGCCCCCUUAUAAUGAAAUUUGAAAUCUUUCUCAUUUUCUGCUUGCAUGAUGAGUGCCUGUCUGAACUACAACUGUCCAGUGCUGUCUAUCAAUAAAGAAUACGAUUUGUGAC